Danaus chrysippus (African queen) is the source of this 1071-nucleotide messenger RNA. The record is from the annotation of a GenBank genome assembly. Lineage: Eukaryota; Metazoa; Arthropoda; Insecta; Lepidoptera; Nymphalidae.
AUGAAGGCAGUUAUUUGUUUAUUUUUCAUCGUACUUAUUGCAAUUUGUAAUGGAGAUAAGCCACAUUACGAUCUUAACAAGGCUCCUGAAUUAUUCGAAUUGUUUGUGCAGAAUUACAAUCGUCACUAUGAGAACGAAGAAGACAAACUAGCGCAUUUCCAAGCUUUUGUUGAAACUCUAAAAACUAUCAACGAACUAAAUGCGCUACCUCAUAGUGCUACACAUGACAUUAACAAAUUUGCUGAUUACACGCCGGAAGAACGCAAAAAAAUCCUUGGCCUUAAUCCACCAGUAACUGUGGCCUAUGCAUUAAAGAAACCACACUAUGAUCUGAAAGAUGCUCCCGCAUUAUUUGAAAAGUUUGUUAAAGACUACAAUAGACAUUAUAAAAAUGAAGCUGAUAGGCAGGUGCAUUACGAAGCAUUUGUUGAAAGUUUGAAAGACAUCAAUAAGGCUAACGCGGAAAGUUCAAAUGCUGUUUUUGAUAUAAAUCUUUUUGCUGAUUACACAAAAGAAGAACAGGAACAUCAUCUUGGCUUCAUUGUUAAUAAACCUGUAACUGUGAGCUAUGCAUUAAAGAAACCAUACUAUCAUUUAAAAGACGCUCCUGCUUUAUUUGAAAAAUUUGUUAAAGACUAUGAUAGACAUUAUAAAGAUGAAGUUGAUAGGCAGGAACAUUACGAAGCAUUUGUUGAAACUUUGAAAGUAAUUAAUAGAGCUAACGCGGAACAACCAAGUGCUGUUUUUGAUAUUAAUCUAUUUUCUGAUUAUACAAAAGAAGAACGGGAACAUCAUCUUGGCUUUGAUUAUAAUAAUAAUCAGGAUGCGCCUGAUUUAUUUGAGAAAUUUACAAAGGAUUACAACCGAAACUACAAGGAUGAAGCGGACAGAGAAGAGCAUUUCCAAGCAUUCAUCAAAACUCUGAAAAGUAUAAACAAAGCAAAUGCAGAGUCCUCACAUGCUACAUUUGAUAUAAAUAAAUUUGCUGAUUAUACACCAGAGGAACGAAAAAAUAUGUUCGGUUUGAAUUUACGUGAAAUCUGUAUAAUAUCAUUUUGUAUAACGUUAUGA